Messenger RNA from Anopheles nili, 861 nucleotides. Its product is annotated as angiopoietin-related protein 1-like. The coding region runs from base 1 to 861 and encodes 286 amino acids. The record is from RefSeq and is a predicted model, not a curated record. Lineage: Eukaryota; Metazoa; Arthropoda; Insecta; Diptera; Culicidae. The transcript has 2 exons.
AUGACGUUGAUUGUAUCACUGUUGCUCGUGGCGCUCAGCACUAAGCUGUGUGAAGGAUCAUUCUCGUUGCUAAGCGAACCACGGCAAACCUGCGCCGGAUACAAGGGCAUUGCGGACGCGAUUGCGGCCCUCACUCAGUCCCUUCCAGGCCAGUCACCAACGUCCGUAGACCCGUUGCUAGGAAUGCAAUCAAGCUUGCAGGACCUCCUGCGCUUGGUGACGGUCCAUCAGUCCUGUGACGAAAUCACCGGUCCUCCGGGAUUGUACUACGUCCGUGAUGGCAACGACGAACCAACGCAGUACUAUUGCCAGACACAACUGCUGGGCGGAGGCUGGACCGUGAUACAGCGUCGAACAAACGGGAUGGCCAACUUCACGCGCAGCUUCAACGAGUACCGGGACGGUUUUGGGCAUCCUGACCAGGAAUUUUGGAUCGGUCUGACGCGCCUGAAUCGCAUUACGUCGUUAACGCAGUACGAGCUCGCUAUCCUGAUGGAUGCCUUCGAUGGUUCCACGGCGACGGUUCGGUACACCAGCUUCAAAGUCGCUCCCGCCACGGACAACUUUCGAUUGGUAACGUUGAGCGGGUUUUCCGGCACCACUGGAAACUCGAUGAGCACGUCCGUUGGCAAGACAUUCUCCACCUUCGAUCGGGAUAGCGAUGCGGCCACGUUAAACUGUGCGGAUGCUUCGAAAGGAGGCUGGUGGUUUGGCGCUUGCGGUGACAGCAACCUGAACGGAUGCUAUUGCGGUGCCAAUCCAACCACGACUCCCAGGACGGCGAUGAUAUGGGUUGCGUUCAAGGGCGCAUCUCAACCGCUGAAGGGUUCUCAAAUGCUGAUUCGCAAAAAGCGAGCCUGA